GGGAGUUUUCUAUUUACAUAUUCAUGAGGUGGCGGCCAACCGCGGAGCAGGGGCUCUGCUAAUCCGGCAGGAGCAGGGCGGGGAAGGGCGCCAGCACCGCGGGCCCGUGCCCAAUGAGCGGGCUGCUAGUCAUGCAUUACUCAUGAGCCGCCGGUGGGCAGGCGCAGUUUGGGCGGGAAGAGCGGAGGAGACACUGGCUGACAGAAUUAAAAGAAGAAGGCCCCAUAUUAUCGACGAGACAUCAUGGCCACUUCUCAGCUCUUUUACUCCAUUGAAACCUACAAGGCCGCCAAGGAAACAGCUCUGUUCCCAGUUCAGAUCACCACUGAGCAUGAAUCUCUGGUGUUGGUGAAGAAGCUCCUAGCCACUUCUAUCUCGUGUAUCACAUACCUGCGGGGGCUGUUUCCAGAGAGUUCUUAUGGAACCCGCUACUUAGAUGACCUCAGUUUAAAAAUCCUUCGAGAAGAUAAGAAAUGCCCUGGAUCUCUGCAGAUUAUCAAAUGGAUUCAAGGUUGUUUUGAUGCUUUGGAAAAGAAAUAUCUUCACAUGGCAGCACUUGCAAUUUAUACAAAUCCCAAGGAGCCAGAGAAAGUCACAGAGUUAUAUCAGUUCAAAUUCCGAUACACAAAGGAAGGACCCAGAAUGGAUUUUGUCAGUACUGCUACCAGCUUUGAGAGGGUGACAACCAGCGAGGAGAUCAAGAAAGCCAGUGUCCUCCUCAUCCGCAAGUUGUACGUCUUAAUGCAGAAUCUUGGCCCUCUUCCCAAUGACAUCACACUGACCAUGAAACUCUACUACUACAAUGAGGUAACACCCAAUGAGUACCAGCCCCCUGGUUUCAAGGAAGGGGAAAGUGCCCAGAGCCUUCUGUUUGAGGGAGAUCCCGUCAGCCUGAAGUUAGGCUUCGUUUCCACCAAUUUUCACAGUAUCAAAGUGAAAAUCAUGACUGAGAGCCAGAGGAUGAUGAAUCUGGGCAGCAAUCUGCUUCAGGAGAAUAGCAUCACCGAAAUCUCCCAUCAAGGCCUCGACUGUGAUGAAGAGGAAGAGGAAGGCAGCAUUAAUCAGCUCCUGACAAAAAUGCCUGCAGUCAGCCUCUGCCACAGGAAGAGGGCGCCCUUCCCUUCCUUUUCUGUUUCUUCGACAACAUCAUUGAAAGCUGCUCAAUAUUUCCAGUCACUUCAACUGGCAGAGGGAAAAAAAAGGAGAUGAAAAGUCAGAAAAAACUCUUCCUUCUCCUGAAAGCAGCAGGCACUGGCUUUGAAUUCCUAAUUCUGAUUCUGGCUUCUGAAAACCUCAGGUACUACAGGGAAUACUGAGCCUGGCCAGAGGCCUCGGGAUGCCCACAAUAUUCUGCGGGGCUUAGGCGACCCAGCGGAAUUGGAGACAGGGCUGUAUUUAUAAAGAAAUAUUGUUUCAUUUGAAACUCGGUAGUUCUACCACAGCAUGGAAAA
Molecule: messenger RNA, 1451 nt
Organism: Phascolarctos cinereus (koala)
Lineage: Eukaryota; Metazoa; Chordata; Mammalia; Diprotodontia; Phascolarctidae
Gene: HORMAD2
Product: HORMA domain containing 2
Source: RefSeq, a predicted model, not a curated record